Messenger RNA from Nomascus leucogenys (northern white-cheeked gibbon), 2870 nucleotides. RefSeq names its product translocase of inner mitochondrial membrane 8 homolog B (gene TIMM8B). Lineage: Eukaryota; Metazoa; Chordata; Mammalia; Primates; Hylobatidae. The record is from RefSeq and is a predicted model, not a curated record.
GCGGUGGACACCCGUCGCGCAUGCGCAAACACGGUUGUCGGAAGGUGGCGAGCCUGAGGCGAACAAUGGCGGAGUUGGGUGAAGCCGAUGAAGCGGAGUUGAAGCGUCUGGUGGCCGCCGAGCAGCAGAAGGCGCAGUUUACUGCACAGGUGCAUCACUUCAUGGAGUUAUGUUGGGAUAAAUGUGUGGAGAAGCCAGGGAAUCGCCUAGACUCUCGCACUGAAAAUUGUCUCUCCAGCUGUGUAGACCGCUUCAUUGACACCACUCUUGCCAUCACCAGUCGGUUUGCCCAGAUUGUACAGAAAGGAGGGCAGUAGGCCAUCCCCCAGGAGAAUGACAGAAGCAAAGGACUUGUUAUUAAGCAGACUUAAGGGCCAGUGGGGGAAGGCUGUCAACCCAUUGUCAGAUCAGCAUCAGGCUGUUAUCAAGUCUGUUGGUGCUAAAAAGUAAAAGAUGAAAUGUUCAAAGAGUGAAAUUUAUUUAUUUGGAAUUCAGAAAUUCCAGGUUGUAUGAUAUCAGUUACUCAAUAAGUGUGAAUUCUCUAACUCUUCUUUUAGUCCCAUUUUAGAAUUUAAUAUAGAGAUCUCUGAUUGGCAGGAACACUAGAAAUAAAUGUUCCAUGGCCAGUAGUGCAAAUGGGGGAUUGUAGGUUUUGAAAAACCACCCUAAGCCAUAUUAAGGGGGUUGGAAGAACCAUCAAAGCCUAAGGCAUAGAAGAAAAUUUGGGGUUAAGAAAGAUGAAGAACAAAAAACAGCUUUAUUGCUUAUACAUGACCAAGAAAAGGUAAACAUGGCAAAAAAAAAAAAAAAAAAAAAAGACAAGAUGUGUAUUCCUUGCAAAAGAACAAGCCUGUAACUUGGGAGGAAGGGAAGGUCAGGACCCAAACAGAGCCAAUUUCCUGGAGAUGGCCUGUUCUACUGGCACCUUUUCCUGAGUCUAUGCUUAAAACCUUUCAGGUACUUUCAGGGCACAGAAACAAUGCAUGCUAAAAAAUACAUGGCCAAACUCCUUCCAACAAAGAUUUAACUUGCUCCAGGAACAAAAUAAUUGCUUUAGGUUAAGAGGUAGUAAUUAGAGACUAUUCCUCUCCCUUUAGGCCCCCACUAAUCCCAAAAAUAAAAAUACACACCAUGGAACAUUGACAAUUGAGUACCAAAGUAUUAAAAUUUCAAAUAAAUAUCCCAAAAGGUAGCACCUGCUCAUAGUUAAGGGAUAGGGCACCUCUGUCCAACUAUGUAUUUUAAGACCAAGCACUUUAUUAGAAAUCUGUCCCGUAAAGAGAACAAAUUUAGCAGUUAGAACUAAAAUUACCAACUCAUGGAAUGUCAUCAUAGUUGUAUCUACUGCUGGUGUCUUAUACUGUCAUGCUACUGUGAAGUAAUUCCAUAUUACACAUCAGGAAAGUAAGGCCAGGAAGGUGAACUUACCUGCUCUGGGCCUCCUCAUAACCAAUGAGUGGCAGAACCAAGACCAAAAGUCUGAGUUUUCAAGCUUUUUACUCAGCCCAUUAAGUGACAACCAGGAAAAAAUAUGUCACUUGAUCUUUCUUCCCAUAGUGAAAAAAUGCACUUGUGUUCUGCCAGCCUUCUUUCAGUGAUAUUUUGGUUUCUUAAGAAUUAACAUACUAAGGAUCACAGUAUAGCAAAGGGAAAUAAUGUGGUCUCUGCUUGGUGCUUUAAUCCAAAGGCAGACUGGGAAGUAGUGGAUAUGUCCCUGAGAAGCCUGUUUCAUUUUGGAAAUAAUUCAACUUAGUUUCAGGGAAAACCUAAACUUCAUUAACAGAUUUAGAAAUGAACAAGACGACAUUUAAAUGGCAGUUACUGCCCUGAAUCCAGAGUACCAUUAGACAACAUGAUUAUUUCCUAAUUCUUCCCCAUUUGGUGCAGGAUUAUCUAUGACAACUGAAGAAAUAAUUUGAACACAAGCCCAUUUAGGCAAACAUACAGCAAUGGAACUAGAAAACCAUUUACUAUCCAAUUACCAUGUUUAGGCGUUACACUAAGUAUAGCUAUAGGCCCCGUCCAGCAGGGAAAUUUGCAAAAACUCUAGUCCCUUCUAAUAAGUUGUCUAUGGAUGUUAUCAUGAAGGGAAAAGUUUGUUCUUAGGCCCAUGUCCUGAUUAAGUAAACCGGACCACACCUGUGGGGUCAAAAUAUAGAAGGAUCAAAGCACCAAGGCUAAAGACUUGUCAGUUGUGACACCUGCUAUAUAAACAGAGAGCAAUAUAGUGUUGCCUUGUCAUACCAUCCUACAUGGCAUUAGUUCCAAUCCACCUCUUGAUCCCAGCCCUUGAUUUCUCCAAAUUCAAUAUUCCGACUGGUGUACCCAGGUCACUAUUGGAUCCAGCUUUCUGGGUCCUUUAAUUUGCCGUAUAUGCACUCUACACUAAACAUAAUUAAUUGCAAAAAAAUAAUCUCUUCAAGAAACCUUCAUACCAAAUUCCCUUUUAACAAGAAAAGGGGAUCAAGCUUAACGCCAAAAGAGAAGACAAGAAGUCUGUCAGAACAUACAGAUGGCACAAGACAGCUCUGACCUCAGACCCCGUGCUGAACAAGAGUCACUGGCAAAACCACAAGGAGUAAGAACUGUAAAUAUCCACAGUCAUGUGGAAAACAAAAGUGUUUCCCAUUUAGUCAUCCUCGGAGCUCUCAGCAGACCUUUCAUCUGUAGCUACUUUCCAAUUGGUGCGUUUGUUUGUCCUCUCCUGUAUUUCAUUGUUGGCUACAGAGGUAUGGACUUUUUUCUCUCUCUUUUUCCUUUUGGUUUUCUUAGUGUCUCUUUCCUCACUUUCCUCAGAACUGCUGGAUGCUGAAUCAUCUGAAUGUGAAGUGUUACUUUCUGCCUCUAAGAAUAAAGCAGGUUUUUUGAGA